AUGCAGUUCAUCACUUUCGCCACUGCCCUCUUCGCGAGCGCUGCCCUCGCCACCCCCGUCGACCCACCAGGAGGACCAAACUACAACGCCAACAGCAACGUCGUCCCCCCACCAGGAGGACCAAAGUACAACCCCAACAGCAACGUCGUCCCCCCACCAGGAGGACCCAGCUACAAACCCAAGACCGACCUCGUCCCCCCACCAGGACCACCAAAAUACAAACCUGCCAGCGACCUCGUGCCUCCACCAGGAGGACCCGUCAUUCCCGACAACACCCAUUUCUACCCGCCCCCAGAUUUCGUUCCCUACCCUUACCCGGGCGUCACGCCUGGACACGGAGGAGAUGCUAACGGCCCGUAUUUUGGAUCGUGCAGUUGUGCGGUUUUUGGUCAACAGUCGGAUCUGGUUGGUGAAGGUGCUUGUAAGACUUUGGCUCAGGAUUGGCCGAAUUUGUGGUGGAAUGGACAGGGUUGUGUCGAUUCCCUCCAAGCCGGAAUCGAAAAGAAUGGAUUCGGAGAAGCUUGCAAAGCUUUUGCUAAACCAUUGUUGGACUGGCCAUUUUCCCUUCUUGGCUUUCCUGAUCUCGAUUCAUGUGUGCAAGCGGUUUGCACACCUUAUUAA
Molecule: messenger RNA, 621 nt
Organism: Sphaerulina musiva SO2202
Lineage: Eukaryota; Fungi; Ascomycota; Dothideomycetes; Mycosphaerellales; Mycosphaerellaceae
Exons: 3
Coding region: 1-621 (206 amino acids)
Source: RefSeq, a predicted model, not a curated record